This is a messenger RNA of Penicillium lagena, 846 nucleotides long. RefSeq names its product putative cell division control protein Cdc31 (gene cdc31). Gene Ontology annotation, cellular component: half bridge of spindle pole body; mitotic spindle pole body. The transcript has 2 exons. Lineage: Eukaryota; Fungi; Ascomycota; Eurotiomycetes; Eurotiales; Aspergillaceae. The record is from RefSeq and is a predicted model, not a curated record. Gene Ontology annotation, molecular function: calcium ion binding; microtubule binding. Gene Ontology annotation, biological process: spindle pole body duplication. Bases 1 to 846 code for a protein of 281 amino acids.
AUGGCCUCCUCAUCCGGCGGCCCACCCUUCGCCUCGCGCUCCUAUACUGGCUCAAAACUACCCGAUCGCUCUAUCCCGUCCAAUGCCAUGCCCUUCAGCGCCUCUUCGUUCUCGCGACACCGCGGCGGCCUAGGCGCCACGGCGCCCGCUGAUUUCGGGGCUGACCCUUCCAAGCAGCCCGCGCAGCAGGGUGGCAAUGUUGUUGCUGGUGGCACGCCCGGCUCGGCUGUGCAGCUUCAGGCGCAGAGCCAUGGUGCGCAUGGGCAACAAGAUGCUAACCCGUUGAAUCGGUUGACAGAGGAGCAGAGGGAGGAGAUUAAUGAGGCUUUCACACUCUUCGACCUCGACCGCGACCGCCACCUGGACUACCACGAAUUACGCGUCGCCUUCCGCGCACUAGGCUUCACCCUCUCGAAACAAGAGCUGAUCUCCCUCCUAACAACAUACGGGGUGCCUCGUCCCCAAGUGCAGCAACAAGCCCAGAACCCAAACUCAGCCCAAAACCAGAACCAACAACAGGCACAAAAUCAAAACCAAAACUCAUCGGCCAAAGGCUCAAACCCCCAACACCCCUCCAACCUCCUCAUGCCCCUAUCCUCGUUCCAAGCAGUCACAGCGCUCAAGAUCCUCGAACGCGAUCCGCGCGACGAGAUCCUGCGCGCGUUCGAGCUCUUCGACGAUGGCCAGAAGGGGUUUAUUGACCUUGAGGAUCUGAGGCGUGUUGCGCGUGAGUUGGGCGAGACGGGCCUUGAGGAGGAGGAGCUGCGGGCUAUGAUUGAGGAGUUUGAUCUGGAGGGUGUGGGUGGUGUUACGAGGGAGGCUUUUGUGGGGAUUUGUUGGCAAUGA